Camelina sativa (false flax) is the source of this 1473-nucleotide messenger RNA. RefSeq lists its product as uncharacterized. The record is from RefSeq and is a predicted model, not a curated record. NCBI's taxonomy places the organism in Eukaryota, Viridiplantae, Streptophyta, Magnoliopsida, Brassicales, Brassicaceae.
CUAUAUGGAGAUAAGUUUAAUCAAUUAAUCUGAAUAUUUAACAGAACAAACAAACUGGUAAUAAAUUAAAACAAGUAAAUGUGUUUUCAUUUCUUAUACUCAUCUUCUUGGUUUCACUUCUUUAUAUGCAAACCAUGAAAACACUUCAAUUAAGAGGAAUAGGGCUAUUAUAUAUGUAAGGGCCAAAAAAACACAAAAAAGAGAGACAACAACUUCGAUAAAUUAAUGUCAACCUCGUGGGCAUGGAUCAUCUCUUCAGGAUUAGUCGGAGUCAUCUCACUGAUGCUCCGAUCGGUAUCAAACAUCUCCGUCACCGGAGCUCGCUUCUUUCUCCCUACUUUAAACCCUCUUUUCAUCAUCAACGGCAUCAUCUUCAUCCUCGCAGCCUCCGCUACAGUCUUUGGCAACGGUUCAGAUCACUCUCCGGCAACAAACCAUCACCAUGAUGAUGAUACCUAUCAUCGUUAUGAACAAGAUGAUCAUCAUAACCAUGACCGUGACCGUUCUUCUAAUAACUCAUCCAGUUCUUCGUUUGGUCAAUACAAUAAUAAGGUUCAAGAGAAAGAAAAGUUUCCGGUGAGAUCAGAGAGUGGAGGAUCUUAUGGGGUUUCUUCUCCGGAGGUUCGUUUUCCUCCAACGGCGCCGGAGAAACUCGUCGGUAUCCGACGUCCACCUACUGCUCCAGUAAAGACUUUUCCACAAGAUAACACAUCCGGUGACGAGAACGAGACAAUGGACGAGAUGUGGGAGAGAGUCAAAGCUGAAAAGCAACCAAAGAAACCUAACAUGUUGCAAGACACAACAAUGCCAACGUCACCGUCACGGUCACAAGUCAGGAGGUCUACUCCGUCUUUGUUGUCACCGCAGUCACCGUCACGGUCACAAGCCAGGACGCCUACUCCGUCUCUGUCGUCGCUAUCGCCUGUUAGACCGCGUUUAGUUCCAACACUGCCGUCGCCAUCUCGAGCGAGGAGGCCUACUCCGUCUUUGUCGUCGCUAUCGCCUGUUAGACGGCGUGUAGUUCCAACAUCACCAUCACCAUCUCGAGCGAGGAGGCCUACUCCAUCUUUGUCUUCGCUGUCAUCGUCAUCUUCGCUAGCGAGGAGACCUCUUUCUUCAUCUCCGGCACGGCCGGGAAUGAAGUUGAUGGAGAGGAUUCCGUCGUGGGUGAAGUUGAAAAAAGAGUUAUCAAUGGGAAGAGACGAGCUAAACUCACGAGUAGAAGCUUUCAUUACAAAAUUCAAGGAUGAGAUGAAAUUGCAAAGGUCGGAGUCUAUAAGACGUUUCAAGUCUUUCCGUGGUCGCGGUGACGACUAGUCUUCUUCAUUGUAUCAUAUCUGGUUGGUUAGAUGUAUGUUAUAGUAAUUAAGACAUGUGUAUGUCUUUAGAUUUAAUUUUGUAUGUCUAAGAUUAAUGGACCAUUGUCACACACAAAUAUCUUUUACUUUUCUGAAAAUGUGAAUGACCUUUUUU